Messenger RNA from Mugil cephalus (flathead mullet), 15453 nucleotides. RefSeq names its product HECT and RLD domain containing E3 ubiquitin protein ligase 2 (gene herc2). The coding region runs from base 16 to 14742 and encodes 4908 amino acids. The transcript is spliced from 91 exons. NCBI's taxonomy places the organism in Eukaryota, Metazoa, Chordata, Actinopteri, Mugiliformes, Mugilidae. Gene Ontology annotation, molecular function: ubiquitin protein ligase activity; protein binding; zinc ion binding. Gene Ontology annotation, biological process: protein ubiquitination. The record is from RefSeq and is a predicted model, not a curated record. Gene Ontology annotation, cellular component: membrane; cytoplasm.
AGAAUCAGACCCCGCAUGUCAGAGCGCUGCCCCGGAACGGAUAUCAGUCGCACCGUCUCUCUCGGUGGACACUACGUAAUUUGUUUCCAAGCCUCGUGCCCUCGUCCGCGACAUGUCAAUCAAGUCCAUUUUGAACGUCUUGUUAAUGCAGCAAAGCAGCAGCUGAGGGACGAGAAUAGCCUGAGAAGACACCGCAGGUUGGCUGCGUUUGCAGCCAGGAGAGAGGAGGGGAAGAUGCCUUCUCCAUCUUUUACCCUCGAUGCUCAGCUGAGAUUUCAUGACAAAUGGCUGAAGAUAGACUUGCAGCGAGCGUUCUCUCCCGAGGGACUGAGUGAGAUGUGGAAUGAAAUGGUAAAAGAUGAGGAGAUAACAUUCAGUGGAGAAGAAUCGGCUCACCCAGAAGAUUGCACAGAUUGUUUUGGAACUCAGAAGAAGGAUGAGCCCAACGACAAAGAGAAGAAAGAAGAGGAGGAGACGUCAACAUCUGUACAUCACUCCAUUAUUGAGACGUGGGACUGGGGGCGGCAGCCAGAUGGGACUGAGUUGAAGGAUUGUCUGCUGGUGCUGGUUGACGACCAGCAGAAGCUCUCGGUUCAGAUGGCCAAAAGCACCCUGUCAGCCCAGCGCCUGCGCCAGCGCCUGGUCAUCCUGGAGCGCUACCUCAUCUCUCUCAGCCACAGCAUGAUGAAGGAGAAGUACAAGGUCCGCUGGAAGACGCCCCCCAGCCCCCCACUACCUGCUGCUGACAAUAAGAGCCCUCGUCCAGCCAGUAAAAGCGUUGAAGGCUUGGCCAGAGUGGGCUCCAGAGCAGCUCUUUCUUUUGCCUUUGCUUUCCUGCGUCGUGCCUGGAGGUCAGGAGAUGAUGCUGAUCUUUGCAGUGAGCUUCUCCAGGAGUCUCUGGAUGCCCUGCGGGCGCUGCCCGAGGCCACGCUGUUUGACGAAGGAACUGUAUCAUCAGUGUGGUUGGAGGUUGUUGAGAGGGCCACAAAGUUCCUCAGUGAUGUACAUGGGAGUGCGAGCACCAAAGGCAACAUUCCUCUUCAGGACCAGCACCUGGCCCUGGCCAUACUGCUGGAGCUGGCUGUACAGAGGGGCACUCUCAGUCAGCUGCUGUCUGCUAUUCUGCUACUGUUACGUCUGUGGGAAAGCGGCACCAGAGAGAUGGACAACGAGCGGUCCACACAAGGAACCAGCGCGCCGCUGUUGCCCCUCCUGCAGCGCUUUCAGAACAUACACAGCAGCAAGGAGGAGCCCACUCCUGAAGAGGAAGCUGAGAUCCUCGCUGCUCCUUUGAGUCCAAAUGAGAGCUUCCUGCGCUACCUGACCUUACCUCAGGACAACGACCUGGCUAUCGACCUUCGUCAAACAGCUGUGGUGAUCAUGGCUCACCUGGACCGCUUGGCUUCUCCCUGCAGCCCUCCACAUUGCAACUCCCCCACGUCACACAAGGGGACCCUGCAGGAAGUGAUUGCCUGGGGCCUGUUGGGUUGGAAACUUUACGCCAACGUUAAUGGUCCCAUUCAGUGUAAAUCCCUGUCAAGUCUUGGGGUCACGCAAAUUGUCUGUUCAGAAAAGGGUUUCCUCAUCCUGUCCAGCACUGGUGCUGUUUACACUCAGAACUACAAGAGCACAACCCUGGUCAGUUCUGUUGCACAGGCUCCUAUGUUGAUCCACUCUCUGAGCUCCAGAAAGAUUUUCAAGCUUGCAGCUCAUCCUGACGGGCAGCACUACUUGGCCCUGACAUCCAAUGGGGAGGUGUUCUCUUGGGGCUGUGGCGAUGGUGGCCGCCUUGGACAUGGAGACACCACAUACCUAGAAGAGCCUACAUUGAUUGCAGCCUUCAAUGGGAAACAGACAGGAAAGCAUGUAGUGCACAUUGCUUGCGGGAGCACGUACAGUGCUGCGAUCACAGCUGACGGAGAGCUCUACACAUGGGGGAGAGGGAACUAUGGCCGUCUAGGCCACGGCUCUAGCGAGGACCAGACUACACCCAUGCUAGUGACGGCACUAAAAGGAAUGAAGGUGGUGGAUGUUGCAUGUGGAAGUGGUGAUGCCCAGACGCUCGCUGUGACAGAAAAUGGUCAGGUUUGGUCCUGGGGGGACGGAGAUUAUGGUAAAUUGGGCCGAGGAGGCAGUGACGGCUGCAAGACCCCAAAACUUGUGGAAAAGCUGCAGGACCUGGACAUAGUGAAAGUGUGCUGCGGCAGCCAGUUUUCAGUUGCACUCGCCAAAGAUGGCCAAGUGUACACCUGGGGGAAGGGUGACAAUCAGCGGCUUGGUCAUGGCACUGAUGAGCAUGUCCGCUACCCAAAGUUACUUGACAGUCUACAGGGCAAAAAAGUUGUGGACAUUGCUGUGGGAUCUACACAUUGCCUGGCGCUCACUGACGACGGAGAGGUGCAUAGUUGGGGCAGCAAUGACAAACUACAGCACUUUGAUACACUAUUUUCCAACAAGAAGCAGCCUAAAGCACUUCCGGGACUCAACUCAAAACACAUAGUGGGGAUCUCCUGUGGUCCAGGACAGAGCUUCGCCUGGUCCUCCUGCUCGGAGUGGUCUGUUGGACAGCGGGUGCCCUUCGUGGUGGAUGUUUGCCCCAUGACCUUCGAGCAGCUGGACCUGCUCCUGCGGCAGGUCAGCGAGGGCAUGGACGGCAGCUCAGACUGGCCUCCUCCACAGGAGAAGGAGUGCAUGGUAGUGGCCACACUCAACCUCCUCAGGCUCCAGCUCCAUGCAGCCAUCAGUAACCAGGUGGAUCCAGAGGAGCUUGGACUGGGGCUUGGCAGUGUGCUGCUUAACAAUCUCAAACAAACUGUGGUCGUUCUAGCGAGCAAUGCUGGGGUCCUCAAUACAGUGCAAGCAGCUGCCCAAGCCGUCCUUCAGAGUGGCUGGUCAGUGCUGCUGCCCACAGCUGAGGAAAGAGCGAGGGCACUGUCGUCACUUCUGCCUAAUGCUGCAUCAGGAAAUGAAAUGAGUGUGAGUCCUGGGCGACGCUUCAUGAUCGACCUGUUGGUCAGCAGCUUAAUGGCUGAUGGAGGGUUGGAGUCUGCACUGAAUGCAGCCAUUACUGCAGAGAUACAGGAUAUUGAAGCCAAGAAGGAGGCUCAGAAAGAGAAGGAGAUAGAUGAGCAGGAGGCUAAUGCCUCCACCAUGCACCGAUGUCGCACCAUGCUCGACAAAGACCUCAUCAACACGGGCAUCUACGAGUCAGCAGGGAAACAAAGCCUACCUCUGGUGCAGCUUGUACAGCAGCUUUUGAGGAACAUCGCGUCCCAGACAAUCGCAAGGUUGAAAGAUGUUGCCCGUCGCAUCUCCAACUAUUUAGAGGCAGAGCAUGUCAGCAAGGAGCGUUCUGCAUCUUUGGACCUGCUGCUGCGCUUCCAGAGGCUACUGGUCAGCAAAUUAUACCUGGGUGUCAGCGGCACAGAGAAUGUCAAUGGUUACAAUCCUGAGCUUCUGGGUGUUGGCUCCCUGUUAAAAAAGUACAUUGCUUUGCUGUGUACUCAUAUUGGGGACAUCCUCCCAGUGGCAACCAGCAUUGCCUCUACUGGUCGCAGACACUUUGCUGAAGUCUCUCGUGUUAUUGAAGGAGAUUUAACUGGAGUUCUUCUGCCUGAGUUGGUGGUGUCCAUUGUCCUCCUCCUCACCAUUGAUGCUGGUCUGAUGCAGGAGACUGGUUCUAUCCCUCUCCUGGCUGGACUCCUAGAACACUUGGACCGUUUCAAUCACCUCGCACCAGGUCAUGAGAGGGAUGAAAAUGAGGAUCUGGCUUGGCCAGGCAUUAUGGGAUCCUUCUUCACAGGGCAAAAUUCCAAAAACAAUGAGGAGGUUUCACUCAUCCGCAAGGCUGACCUGGAGAAUCACAACAAAGACGGUGGCUUCUGGACAGUGAUUGAUGGAAAAGUCUAUGACAUCAAAGACUUCCAGGCUCAGUCGCAGUCUCUAGCAGGAAACAGCAUCUUGGCCCAGUUUGCUGGGGAGGACCCUGUGGUUGCCUUGGAAGCUGCCCUUCAGUUUGAGGACACCAGGGAGUCAAUGCAGGCCUUCUGUGUUGGUCAAUAUAUGGAGCCUAAUCAAGAGACUGUCACGACUCCAGACCUCAGCAGUCUGUCUUCCCCGCUCAUUGACACUGAGAGAAAUUUGGGGCUGCUGCUCGGCCUUCACGCCUCUUACCUGGCCAAAAGUUCCCCUCUGUCCCCCAUGGAGAUUGAAUGUGCCAAAUGGCUCCAGUCCUCUAUAUUUUCUGGGGGCCUGCAGACCAGUCAGAUCCACUACAACUACAACGAAGAAAAAGAUGAAGACCACUGCAGCUCUCUGGGUACAACCACUCCAGAUAAGGCCAAACUUUACUCCCGCAGAAUCACCCUCAGUGACAACGCACAGCCCUUCCUGCAGGCCAUAGCUGACAACAACACUCAGGACCAUACCGUCAAGGACUUCUUAUGCCAAAUAGAGCGUUGCUGUAAGCAGUACCACCUUAUUACACCCAUCACCUUCCCCCUGGAACACCCUGUAGAGGAAGUUGGCCGCCUGCUGCUCUGCUGCCUGCUCAAGCAUCAAGACCUCGGUCACAUUGCUCUGUCACUUGUCAGUCAAUGUGCCUUGGGUGUGGACCAAGGGAAACAGAGGUCCCUCCCUAAACCUGUGAUUGACGUGUGCCGCAUGGUCUAUCAGGCAAAGUGUUCUUUAAUCAAGACCCAUCAAGAACAAGGGCGCUCUUAUAAGGAGGUGUGCGCCCCUGUCAUCGAGCGCCUGCGCUUUCUGUUUAAUGAAUUGCGUCCAGCUGUAAGCAACGACCUAUCCAUAGUGUCUAAACUGAAGCUGCUGAGCUCCCAGCCUCGCUGGAGGAGGAUCACCCAGAAGCUUAUCAGGGACCGCAGGAAAAAAAGAGUGCCUAAAAAGUCAGAGUCUGCUGACAUAGAAGAGCCAAAGCUGGAGAACGAAGGGACCAAUGAAGAAGAACUUAAUGUGCACAUCAGCCCCGCACCUGCUGAUAGGAAAUCACCCACUGGCAAGACGACUAAGCAGGACAAGUGGCAGCCAAUUCUAAACACUGUGGCCAAUGUCCAGAAGUACCGGUGGCUGAAACACAAUGUUCAGGGUGUCUUCUCUCAGUCCAGCCUCAUGGCCACUAUAGUGGAAUUUGCACUAAAAGAGGAACCCCUGGAUGUGGAGAAAAUGAGAAAGUGUCUUCUUAAGCAGCUGGAGCGGGCUGAAGUCAGGCUCGAGGGCAUCGACACCAUGCUGAAGUUGGCCUCAAAAAGCUUCUUGCUUCCAUCUGUGCAGUAUGCAAUGCUCUGCGGCUGGCAAAGGGUCAUACCUGAAGGGACCAACAUUGGAGAGCCCUUGUCUGACUGCCUCAAGGAUGUAGAUCUGAUCCCUCCAUUCAACCGUAUGCUUUUGGAGGUGACCUUUGGAAAGUUGUAUUCCUGGGCCAUCCAUAACGUUCGCAACAUCUUACUUGAGGCCACUGCCCGCUUCAAAGAGCUAGGUGUGCAGCCUGUGCCCUUGCAGACAAUCACCAAUGAGAACCCAGCAGGACCAAGCCUCGGCACCAUUCCACAGGCCCGCUUCCUUCUGGCCAUGGUACACAUGCUGUCCCUGAAACAUGGGUCUAACAGCCUCAGCCUGUUGCUAAAUUCUGGCAUACUGGCCCUCACACAGAGUAUACUUAGGCUCAUAGGACCCAGCACAGACAGCAGUGAGGAAGACUUGAGUUUAUGCGCUCAUGGAGGCUCAGCCACAGUUCUGGAGGAGUCCAGAAAGGAGGCAGCCCCUGCUCCUCUACCUGCCUCUGGCCCAGAGCUGGCUGCCAUGAUGAAGAUAGGUACCAGGGUCAUGAGGGGAGUUGACUGGAAAUGGGGAGAUCAGGACGGUCCGGCACCAGGUCUUGGUAGAGUCAUUGGAGAGCUGGGUGAGGACGGUUGGAUCAGAGUUCAGUGGGACACUAGCAGCACCAACUCCUACAGGAUGGGUAAAGAGGGCAAAUAUGACCUUAAACUUGCAGAACCACCUCCAGCUGCCCAACCCCCAACUGAGGACUCGGAUACAGAAGAUGACACGGAAGGUGAGCUGAUGGAAAAGAGCAGCCAUCCAACAGCCAUGUUGCUAACCAGCACGGUCAACCUGCUGAAGACCCUGUCUCUGUCAGCUGGGAUCUAUGCAGAGGUGCUGCAGACAGAUGCUACACGAACCCUGUGCGGCCUCCUGAGGAUGCUUGUGGAAAGUGGAGCUAAUGACAAGUCAGGCUGUCACUCCCAUAGGUUGGUGGCUCGGGAGCAGCACAGGAGCUGGUGUACCCUGGGCUUCAUACGCAGCAUUGCUCUCAUGCCGCAGAUGUGCAGCACUCUCAGCACCUCUGCUUGGAUUAGCCUGCUUAUCCGAAUUGUUGAGGGGCACCAGUCCUUCAAUGCCAUUACACUACAGAGACAGAUUCUGGCACUACGUCUACUGCAGGCCGUCCUGCCUUCAUGGGACAAGACGGAGCGCUCUCAGGACAUGAAGUUCCUGGUGGAGAAGUUGUUCAACUUCUUGGGAAGUCUUCUGAGCACUUGCUCAUCAGACCUGCCACUUCUCAGAGAAGGUUCCCUGCGUAGGAGGAAGUCCCGUCCACAGGCGUCCCUUACCGCCACUCACAGCAGCACGCUGGCAGAGGAGAUUGUGUCUGUCCUACGUACUCUGCAUUCACUUAGCCAGUGGAACAGCCUGAUAAAUGAUUACAUCAACACUCAGCUGAGCUCCAUUGGAGAUGUUAUGGCCGGCUGCCAGUCUGAAGCUUGUUUCUUGGAGGAGUAUUUUCCUGACUCUGAGGGUCCCAGAGUGGGCAGCCUGAUGGCAGUGCUGGCAGUGAUUGGUGGGAUUGAUGGGCGUCUCAGGCUCGGUGGCCAGGUCAUUCACGAGGAGUACGGAGAAGGAACGGUCACACGUAUCACCCCCAAAGGACGCAUCACUGUCCAGUUUCACGAUAUGAGGACCUGUAGGGUUUGCUUGUUAAGCCAUCUCAAACCAAUGCCUGCAGUAUCCUUCAGUGUGCAGAACCUGCCCUUCACUGAGCCCAUGUUGGCAGUGUGGGCCCAACUGGUUAGCCUGGCUGGAAGCAAACUGGAGAAACAACGUCUGAAGAAGUCUCUUAGCCGAGGGCUUACAGCUGACCAAGUGGAUAUCCAUUUGCUGCGGUGCCAGCAGCUGAGGCUCUAUAUAUUGAAGGCUGCCCGUGCCUUGCUUUCUCAUCAGGACAAACUCAGGCAGAUCCUCUCCCAGCCAGCAGUUGUGGACAUAGGGCCCAACCCCAGUGAAGAUCCAGUUGUGUCAUCUCCUGAUGUGGGAGACUUGUCUCCUGAAGGUCCUCUUCCUCCGUUGAUCCUCCUGCAGCAGUUGCUCUCUGCUGCCACUCAGCCCUCCCCCAUCAAAGCUAUUUUUGACAGACAGGAGAUGGAGGCGGCAGCUCUGGCAGUGUGUCAGUACCUGGCUGUGGAAUCUGCCCACCCAUCUUCUCCACUUUUUGAGGAGAGCAGCUCCAGUGAGGCAACUACACCUGUUACGGUACAGCAUGUCAAACCACCUAAACAGAAGAAACAGAAGACCUCCCCUGUCCCUCCUUUACCCAUCGUCCUUCAGCUCAUGGAGAUGGGGUUCCCACGGAAAAACAUUGAGUUUGCCUUGAAGUCGUUGUCUGGAACGACAGGCAGUGCCUCUGGUGUCCCAGGUGUUGAGGCUCUGGUGGGUUGGCUGCUGGACCACCCAGACAUUCACGUAACUGAGCUAUCAGAUGCCGACACUGUGUCUGAUGAAUACUCUGAUGAGGAGGUGCUGGAGGAGCUGGAGGAGGCAGAGCCAGUGUUCUCUGUUCCACAAGGUGCGGUGGUCACUGAAAGCCAGACAUUCAAGAAGAGGUCAGAUUUCCAAACUAACGAUGAUUAUGCCGUUUACGUGAGAGAGAACAUUCAAGUGGGGAUGAUGGUGAAGUGCUGCAGAACGUAUGAGGAAGUGUACGAUGGAGAUGUCGGGAAGGUGAUCAAGCUGGACAGGGAUGGACUUCAUGAUUUAAAUGUGCAGUGUGACUGGCAGCAAAAAGGAGGAACGUACUGGGUUCGCUAUAUUCACAUCGAGUUACUUGGAUUCCCCCCACAGAGUUCUCCCUCCCACAUAAAGAUUGGUGACAAAGUGAGGGUGAAGCCCACGGUCACCACACCAAAGUACAAAUGGGGCUCUGUCACACACAGGAGUGUUGGAGUUGUGAAAGCUUUCAGUGCUAAUGGAAAGGAUGUGAUCGUAGACUUCCCUCAGCAGUCCCACUGGACUGGUUUGUUGUCUGAGAUGGAACUGGUGCCCAGUGUACACCCUGGAGUGAGGUGUGAUGGCUGUCAGAUGUUUCCUAUCAAUGGCCCAAGAUUCAAAUGCAGAAAUUGCGACGACUUUGACUUCUGUGAAAACUGCUUCAAGACGCGCAAACACAACACAAGACAUUCCUUUGGCAGAAUCAACGAGCCUGGCCAGUCUCCAGCUUUUUGCGGCCGUUCAGGAAAACAGCUCAAGAAGCAUCACAGCAGCCAGCGUGGGAUGCUGAUUGACGAUUGGUCUCGUGCUGUCAAGAGCCUCAACGUGUCCUCUUCGGUUAACCAGGCCUCGCGCCUCAUCGACUGCAGUGAUCAGUGCUGGCAGUCCUCUGGCUCGCAGGGAAAGCACUGGAUUCGUCUCGAGCUUUUCCCAGAUGUUCUUGUUCACAGACUGAAGAUGAUUGUGGACCCGGCGGACAGCAGCUACAUGCCCUCACUAGUGGUGGUGUCAGGUGGAAGCUCUUUGAACAACUUGAUAGAGCUCAAGACAAUAAACAUCAACCCUACAGACACCACUGUCCUGCUCCUGAGUGACUGUACUGAGUACCAUAGAUACAUUGAGAUUGCAAUCAAGCAAUGCCGCAGCUCCGGUAUAGACUGCAAGAUUCAUGGACUUGGCAUUGUCGGACGCAUCCGAGCAGAGGAUGAAGAUCUGGCUACAGUCCCGUUUCUGGCGUCGGACAAUGAAGAAGAGGAUGACGACAAAACUGCCACUGGGAGUCUCACUCGGAAGAAGUCAUCAGGUGUGGAGUCAUCUGCUACAAUCAGGACCAAAGUGUUUGUUUGGGGCCUGAAUGACAAAGACCAGCUGGGAGGACUCAAGGGCUCUAAGAUCAAGGUUCCUUCAUUCUCUGAAACCCUGUCUGGUCUCAACGUGGUGCAAGUGGCUGGAGGCUCCAAAAGCCUGUUUGCAGUGACUGUGGAGGGGAAGAUUUACGCAUGUGGAGAGGCCACUAAUGGCAGAUUAGGUCUGGGCCUCUCCAGCGGGACCAUCCCAAUCCCCCGCCAGAUCACCGCGCUCAGCAACUACGUGGUGAAGAAGGUGGCUGUGCAUUCUGGUGGACGCCACGCAAUGGCUCUGACUGUGGACGGGAAGGUGUUCUCCUGGGGCGAGGGAGACGAUGGCAAACUGGGACACUUCAGUAGAAUGAACUGUGACAAGCCCCGGUUGAUCGAGGCACUGAAGACGAAGCGCAUCCGUGAUAUUGCCUGUGGCAGCUCUCACAGUGCUGCAAUCACCUCCAGUGGGGAGCUGUACAGCUGGGGUUUGGGGGAAUAUGGCCGCCUCGGACACGGGGACAACACUACUCAACUGAGGCCCAAACUGGUGAAAGUGCUUCUGGGCCACAGAGUUAUCCAGGUGGCCUGUGGGAGCAGGGAUGCUCAAACUCUAGCCCUCACUGAUGAAGGUUUGGUGUUUUCCUGGGGCGAUGGAGAUUUUGGGAAGCUUGGCCGUGGAGGCAGUGAGGGCUGCAACAUCCCCCAGAACAUAGAAAGGCUCAACGGGCAGGGUGUCUGCCAAAUUGAGUGUGGAGCACAGUUCUCCCUGGCUUUGACCAAAUCAGGAGUGGUGUGGACUUGGGGUAAAGGCGACUACUUCCGCCUGGGCCACGGUACGGAUGUCCAUGUGCGUAAGCCUCAGAUGGUGGAGGGACUGAGAGGGAAAAAGAUCGUCCAUGUGGCUGUUGGAGCUCUGCAUUGUCUAGCUGUUACAGAAACAGGACAGGUUUAUGCAUGGGGAGACAAUGACCACGGGCAGCAGGGUAACGGCACCACCACAGUUAACAGGAAGCCCACCCUGGUUCAGGGUCUGGAAGGACAGAAGAUCACUCGAGUGGCAUGUGGCUCCUCCCACAGCGUGGCCUGGACCACCGUGGAUGUGACCACACCCUCUGUUCACGAGCCUGUCCUUUUCCAGACAGCCAGAGACUCCCUUGGCGCAUCUUAUUUGGGUGUCCAGUCAGACAGUGACUCAUCAGCGGCGAGCAACAAGAUGAGUGGGCAGAGCAGCUUGAAGCCUAAUCGACCCUCGCUGGCCAAGAUUCUCCUGAGUCUGGAUGGCAACCUGGCCAAACAGCAGGCUCUGUCUCAUGUACUGUCAGCUCUCCAAAUCAUGUAUGCAAGGGAUGCGGUGGUCGGUGCGCUGAUGCCAGCCAGCAUGAUUCUGCCAGCAGAGUGUCCUUCCAGCUCACCUGUUCCCCCGUUAGACUCCUCAUCCUCAUCCAGCGUGAGUGACGAAGAAGGUCCUCCAGUUCUGCCUGAAACUGAAGAACGGGUCAGCCCCAACCCGUGGCAAGACAAGAAGGGAGAGGCUCCCUCAUCAGAAGAUGCCAUCACGCCGUCCUCAGCCGUGACGCCCUCUGCCUGUGGAGCCUCCUCCCGUCCUUUCAUCCCCGUCACAGAUGACCCCGGAGCAGCCAGCAUCAUAGCAGAGACCAUGACAAAGACAAAAGAAGACUCUGAGAGCCAGAGCAAAGUGGUUGGUCCAGAGCCUCAAUACCUGGAUGAGUUCACUAGUCUGCUUGUGCCUGAUGACACACGGGUGAUGGUGGACGUGCUCAAGCUGGCGGUGUCUUGUCGCUCUGGGGAGAAAGGCAAGGAGGUGCUGUCUGCUGUGCUGUCUGGUAUGGGCACGGCUUAUCCACAGGUUGCUGAUAUGCUGCUGGAGUUGUGCGUCACUGAAUUGGAGGACGUGGCCACAGACUCGCAGAGCGGCCGUCUGUCCUCCCAGCCAGUCGUCGUCGAGAGCAGCCACCCCUACACAGAUGACACAUCUACCAGUGGCACCGUGAAGAUCCCAGGCGCUGAGGGUCUGAGGAUCGAGUUUGACAGACAGUGUUCAACCGAGAGACGCCACGACCCACUAACCAUUAUGGACGGAGCCAACAGGAUUGUCUCUGUCAGAUCAGGUCGGGAGUGGUCUGACUGGUCCAGUGAAUUAAGGAUCCCAGGAGAUGAACUCAAAUGGAAGUUUACCAGCGAUGGCUCAGUUAACGGUUGGGGCUGGCGCUUCACUGUCUACCCUAUCAUGCCUGCAGCUGGACCCAAAGAUUUGCUAUCUGACCGCUGCAUCUUGUCCUGCCCCUCCAUGGACUUGGUCACAUGUCUCUUGGACUUCAGGCUCAACUUUGCCUCCAACAGGGGCAUUGUUCCCCGUCUAGCUGCUUCCCUUGCUGCUUGUGCACAGCUCAGCGCACUAGCUGCUGGACACAGGAUGUGGGCUCUGCAGAGGCUACGAAAGCUCCUGACCACAGAGUACGGUCAGUCCAUUAACAUAAACAGGCUGCUGGGGGACAGUGAAGGCGAAGCUCGGUCUAUGAGUUUCACAGGCAGUGCCCUGGCUGCUCUUGUGAAGGGGCUACCUGAGGCUCUACAGAGGCAGUAUGAGUAUGAGGACCCCAUCGUCAGGGGAGGGAAGCAGCUCCUCCAUAGUCCAUUUUUCAAGGUCUUGGUUGCUCUCGCUUGUGACCUUGAGCUUGACACCUUACCCUGCUGUGCUGAGACUCACAAGUGGGCCUGGUUCCGCCGCUACUGCACCGCCUCCAGAGUGGCUGUAGCUCUAGAUAAAAGAACCUCUCUACCAAGACCCUUCCUGGAUGAGGUUACGAAGAAAAUUCGUGAGCUCAUGGCGGAUCACGAGAACAUGAACGGGCUCCACGAGAGCCACGACUUGUUCAAGCGCGAGCACGACGAGCAGCUUGUGCAGUGGAUGAACCGGCGCCCAGACGACUGGACUCUCUCCGCAGGGGGGAGCGGCACCAUCUAUGGCUGGGGACACAACCACAGAGGGCAGCUGGGGGGCAUCGAGGGGGCAAAGGUCAAAGUACCCACACCCACCGAAGCCCUCGCCACACUGCGCCCAGUCCAACUCAUCGGAGGGGAGCAGACGCUGUUUGCUGUCACUGCUGAUGGAAAGCUGUAUGCAACAGGAUAUGGAGCAGGGGGCAGAUUAGGUAUUGGUGGCACAGAGUCUGUGUCAACUCCAACUUUACUGGAGUCCAUCCAACACGUCUUCAUCAGAAAAGUGGCUGUGAACUCCGGAGGAAAGCACUGCCUGGCGCUGUCCUCUGAGGGAGAAGUCUACUCGUGGGGAGAGGCUGAGGAUGGAAAACUGGGCCAUGGGAACAGAAGCCCCUGUGACCGUCCUCGUGUAAUCGAGUCCCUGAGGGGAGUGGAAGUGGUGGAUAUCGCAGCCGGAGGAGCACACAGCGCCUGCAUCACUGCCAGCGGAGAGCUCUUCACCUGGGGCAAGGGUCGCUACGGACGACUGGGCCACGGAGACAGCGAAGACCAGCUUAAACCCAAACUGGUGGAUGCACUGCAGGGCCACAGGGUCAUAGACGUCGCCUGCGGCAGCGGGGACGCCCAGACGCUGUGUCUAACGGAUGAUGACAUGGUCUGGUCGUGGGGAGACGGGGACUAUGGCAAAUUGGGCCGGGGAGGCAGUGAUGGCUGCAAAAUCCCCAUGAAGAUCGACUCUCUCACCGGUCUCGGAGUGGUCAAAGUGGAGUGUGGCUCUCAGUUUUCCGUGGCUCUGACCAAAUCUGGGGCAGUGUACACGUGGGGGAAAGGGGACUACCAUCGGCUGGGUCACGGCUCUGAUGACCACGUUCGCCGACCCAGACAGGUGCAGGGGCUACAAGGGAAAAAAGUCAUUGCCAUCGCCACAGGGUCACUGCAUUGUGUGUGCUGCACAGAGGAUGGAGAAGUGUACACGUGGGGUGACAACGAUGAGGGCCAACUUGGAGACGGGACCACUAAUGCCAUCCAGAGGCCGCGGCUCGUGGCAGCGCUGCAGGGCAAGAAGAUCAACAGGGUGGCCUGUGGCUCUGCUCACACUCUGGCCUGGUCCACCAGCAAGCCCACGAAUGCUGGAAAACUACCUGCACAGGUUCCCAUGGAGUACAACCAUCUGCAAGAGAUCCCAAUCAUGGCCCUCAGGAACAGGCUUCUGCUCCUGCAUCACAUCUCAGAGCUGUUCUGCCCGUGCAUACCCAUGUUUGACCUGGAGGGUCGGCUGGGUCAGACAGGCCACGGCCCCUCAGUGGGCUUUGACACGCUCAGGGGCAUCCUAAUCUCGCAGGGCAAGGAGGCAGCGUUCAGGAAGGUGGUUCAAGCCACCAUGGUGAGGGACAGACAGCACGGUCCCGUGGUGGAGCUCAACAGGAUACAGGUGAAGCGUUCCCGCAGCAAAGGGGGCCUGGCUGGUCCAGACGGAACUAAGUCUGUGUUUGGUCAGAUGUGUGCCAAAAUGAGUUCGUUCAGCCCGGACAGUCUGCUGCUCCCUCAUCGCGUGUGGAAGGUUAAAUUUGUCGGGGAGUCUGUGGACGACUGCGGCGGAGGCUACAGCGAGUCCAUCGCUGAGAUGUGUGAGGAGCUGCAGAACGCCCUGACUCCUCUGCUCAUCGUCACCCCCAACGGCCGCGAUGAGUCGGGCGCCAACAGGGACUGUUUCCUGCUCAACCCUGCAGCCAAGUCCCCUCUUCACAUGAGCAUGUUCCGCUUCCUAGGAGUGCUUCUAGGUAUUGCAAUCCGGACUGGAAGCCCGCUUAGCCUGAAUCUGGCAGAGCCUGUAUGGAAACAGCUGGCAGGGAUGAACCUGACCAUCGCCGACCUCAGUGAAGUUGAUAAAGAUUUUAUUCCCGGCCUGAUGUACAUCCGAGACAACGAGGCUACGGCCGAGGAGUUUGAGGCCAUGACGCUUCCCUUCACAGUGCCCAACGCCAGCGGCCAGGACAUCCAGCUCAGCUCCAAGUACUCUCACAUCACCCUGGAGAACCGUGCAGAAUAUGUCCGGCUUGCAAUAAACUACAGGCUCCACGAGUUUGACGAGCAGGUGUCGGCCGUGCGCGAGGGAAUGGCUCGAGUGGUUCCCGUUCCCCUGCUGUCACUUUUCACCGGUUACGAGCUGGAAACUAUGGUGUGUGGAAGCCCAGACAUCCCCCUCCACCUGCUGAAGUCUGUGGCCACUUAUAAAGGCGUGGAGCCGACGGCGCCGCUCAUCCAGUGGUUCUGGGAGGUGAUGGAGUCCUUCUCCAACACAGAGAGGUCUCUCUUCCUGAGGUUCGUCUGGGGUCGCACGCGUCUGCCGCGCACCAUCGCCGACUUCAGGGGACGGGAUUUUGUCGUGCAGGUGCUGGAUAAAUACAACCCCCCUGACCACUUCCUGCCAGAAUCCUACACGUGUUUCUUCCUGCUCAAGCUUCCCAGGUACUCGUGUAGACAGGUGCUGGAAGAGAAACUAAAAUACGCGAUCCACUUCUGCAAGUCCAUAGACACUGACGACUACGCCCGCAUCGCCCUCUCCGGGGAGCCCGCGGCCGACGACAGCAGCGAAGACUCCGACAACGAGGACGCAGACUCCUUCGCUUCCGACUCCACCCAGGACUAUUUAACAGGACACUAAAACCUGGUCACAGGCAGGCGAGUUGAAGGAGAGCAGCAACACAGAGAGACUGCUUUAAUCUCACUUAUUAGUGCACACAUUCACACAGGCUAAGACACAAGCGUCUGUGGAGGGGCGGGAUGUGCAAUGAGCUUUAAAAGCAUUAUAAGCUAAAGAGAGGAACAAACACACGUUUGCUCUGAUUUAGUUUCUUUAAGAGGAGGUGAGGGGAUCGGCUGCACAUGUGAUUGUUGUGUUACAUGAGAUUUAUGUAUAUUACUACAGUUACAGAGUUAAAAAAAUAAAUAAAAAUAAAUUAAAAAAACAGGCUCCAGCCUAGCACUGUGGUAGAUUUCUCCCUCUGGUUUAUGUGAAUUACUUGUCCUUAGACUGUAUAUAGAAAUUGAUGUGAAAAAGAAAAGUAGUAUUACUUUUUGUUUCUUGGUAAUAGCCAUGUUUGUUUAUUAAAAAAGAAAAGAAAAGAAACAUUUUUAACUUAAAAAAAAAAAUAAAGAAGUCAGUGUCAGUCAUCCGGCUCUCGUCCGUCAGAGCCCACUGAAGGGUCAUUUUAAGAUUCCUGUAUUUUACCCCCUACCCUCCAUCAUGUUUGUGCACUGUCUCCUUAAAGAAUGUAUAUAAUAUGAUUGUGCCAUGUAUUCACAGAAGGACUCAUUCCUGCAUAUUAAAUGUUAAUACAUUUCUGUUAAUAAAUACAACAAGAAGGAAAAAAAA